Molecule: messenger RNA, 1534 nt
Organism: Ooceraea biroi (clonal raider ant)
Lineage: Eukaryota; Metazoa; Arthropoda; Insecta; Hymenoptera; Formicidae
Product: annexin B9
Biological process (GO): endosome transport via multivesicular body sorting pathway
Cellular component (GO): vesicle membrane; plasma membrane; nucleus
Molecular function (GO): calcium ion binding; calcium-dependent phospholipid binding; phosphatidylserine binding
Source: RefSeq, a predicted model, not a curated record
GCGGCGACUCAGUGGCCGGCGUUCGCUUGCACUGCUUGGCUGUAUCGGCUUCGUUCUCCGAGUAUCCAGCCUCCGUCCAGUUGAUUCAGUUUCCAGUCCCAGUUCCCGCCGACAGUGAAGAUCGAUAAAGGGCGCCGCAGAUUUUCCUGAAUUUCACCGAGCGUGACACGCCAGGCGAAAAAAUGUCGCAACAACAGUAUUAUCCGUUCAAGUGCACCCCAACUGUAUACCCUGCCGAACCGUUCGAUGCGAACGCAGACGCCGCUAUUCUGCGCAAAGCGAUGAAAGGCUUUGGUACGGAUGAGAAGGCGAUCAUUGACGUGCUUACAAGAAGAGGCAUCGUACAGAGGCUGGACAUUGCGGAGGCGUUCAAGACUCUAUAUGGAAAAGAUCUGAUUAGUGAUUUGAAGAGCGAAUUGACCGGGAAACUGGAGGAUGUCAUCGUUUCCCUUAUGACCCCACUGCCACAUUAUUAUGCCAAGGAGCUACACGAUGCGGUAAGCGGCAUGGGCACUGACGAGGAGGCAAUUAUCGAGAUUCUGUGCACUCUCAGCAACUACGGCAUUCGCACGAUUGCUGCAUUCUAUGAAAAUUUAUACGGUAAGACGCUCGAGAGCGAUCUGAAAGGCGAUACAUCCGGCCACUUCAAGAGAUUACUCGUUUCCCUCGUGCAGGCGAACAGAGAUGAGAAUCAGGGAAUCGAUCAUGCUCAGGCGACUACUGAUGCCCAAGCGUUGUACGAAGCUGGUGAAAAGCAAUGGGGUACAGACGAGUCUCAGUUCAAUGCGAUCUUGGUAACGCGCAGCUACCAGCAACUGCGACAAACCUUUAUCGAAUACGAGAAAAUAUCGGGACAUGACAUAGAGGUUGCUAUAAAGAAGGAAUUUUCCGGCAGCAUCGAGAAAGGCCUACUCGCGAUAGUCAAGUGCGUGAAAUCGAAAGUUGGAUUUUUCGCUGAACGCCUGUACGCCAGUAUGCACGGCAUCGGCACGAAGGACCGGACUUUGAUACGUAUCAUUGUGUCUCGAAGUGAAAUCGAUCUGGGAGACAUUAAAAAGGCAUUCGAGGAACGCUAUGGCAAGUCCUUGGAGAAUUGGAUAGCUGGAGAUACUUCCGGAGAUUAUAAGAAAGCUCUUCUCUCUCUGGUUUCCACGUAAACUUCAAGAAGUUGAAGCUACAGGUAUUCCUUCAUAUAUGGUGCAUAUAUUAAGCUUACACGGAUUCCAGCUUAAUUGCUUGUUGUAUUAACGAAAGAUUAGAAGACACUUUACUGCAUUUUUAAAUAUUAUUUUUAUAAUACUUUUUGAAAUAUUUACUGUAUUACGUAGGCCAGUAAAACUUCUUAAAUGUUCUGCGUUUGCAAUGUUGAUCAAUCAAAUAUAUUUAAUUAAAUUAUAUUUUAUACAUUCUUACUUUUAUCAGAAGAUUGGAAAAAGUUUAUAAGAGGAAUCACAUAAUUUAUAUACGUGUAUAUAUAAACAUGUGAUCGCGAUAAAUUGGUGCAAAUAAAACUAAGACGAAUACUCUCUAUGUA